Rubroshorea leprosula is the source of this 1110-nucleotide messenger RNA. NCBI's taxonomy places the organism in Eukaryota, Viridiplantae, Streptophyta, Magnoliopsida, Malvales, Dipterocarpaceae. The record is from the annotation of a GenBank genome assembly.
ACAGAUAAAAAAUCAAGGACGUAUUUUCUGAACCCAAGAAGUUGGUGGCCGAAAUUCAGCAGAGAAAUGCUUGUGCUAAGCUCUCCGACCGGAGCUCUAGCGUCCGGAAAAUGUUCCAUCAAAUUCAAAGCUCCGAUUCAACCUCUCUUCUCCAAUACCACCAUUAAUCGAAGACCCAAUUGCGAGAGGCUAAAAAGAAUGGGAUAUAUUUGAAAGCUGUUUAACAUUUAUAAUUGCUCCAUUGAUUCUUUGAGUUUAGUUGAUAUCAAUUCUUUGCUUUGGCUUGUCUUAUGAUACACAACCUGGAAACCUUAGAAUUUAAAUCUUGCUUUAUUGGUAUUUUAUUUCUAAUCUGAUAUUGUGAUUUGCAUUUCAAGUUGUACACUAUGCAUUGUUGCACAAGACAGCUCCCCUUCUGUGUCCUAAAGUUUCAUCUUUCUAGUCUUUGAUUAGUGACUUCAUCAUGUUCUAGUUUGCUUUAUACUGAUGCAAAUCUAAUAUAAUUCUGUCAAAUCCGUAUUUAUUCACAGCUGGGAUUAAUUAUAAGGACUGCAACAUUGGGCCAUAUUCCUCCAUACAGCUUUAUCUUGGUGACAAUGGGCAGCACUGCUGUUUUACUUAUUGGGUGGAGAGCACUACUUUUUAGCAUUUUCCCCAACAAAACAAACAAGAAGAACGAUGUCUACCGACGUGGCAGUCCAUUUGAGCUAUUUGAGUUGUUGACAUCAUUGGUACGAAGGUGGUAACAAUGAUACACAGUUACUCUGCCAUGAACCCUGCUAUGAAUAUUUUUUCCUAGGAUUGGCAUUGGAGCAUGUCCAUGGGAAAUUGGAAAGAGGAUGAUAACUACAUGUAAACUCUUUUUCCCACUUCUAUCCAAAAUUUGCAAUUACCCAACUUGCAUAUUGCCAAUUGCCUUCCAGGCCCAAUCGCACCAGACGGUAGUACAAAUCAUGACUCAAGAUAUAUGACUACCGUCUCGGAUCAAAAGAAAAAAGCUUGACGGAAACAUAUCAAUCAUUUGAUAACGUGGCUUCCUCUUAAUUUAAUGAUUAAUAUUGUAUAAUUUAAAUUGUAAAAUAUUUUUUCAAAUAAAGUAAAGUACUCUCU